Messenger RNA from Cuscuta epithymum, 774 nucleotides. The record is from the annotation of a GenBank genome assembly. NCBI's taxonomy places the organism in Eukaryota, Viridiplantae, Streptophyta, Magnoliopsida, Solanales, Convolvulaceae.
GCGAGCCUGGCCUUCGGGGAACUGGUUCGUAGGGCGGAGCAGCAUCGCCUUGAGAGGGCUAAAUCCGCCGAGGUGACGAGGAAGCUGGUGGCCAACAAUACUGAGGCCAUUCGGCAGCUGGCGAAUUUGGAGGAGGCCCUCCGGCAGGCGGAGAAGAAACUGGAGGCAGCCAAGGAGGAAGCCCGGGCCGAGGGGAAAGCUGAAGCCGAGAGGGCCGCUGCUGAGUCCGCUAGGAUAGCCGCCGAGAAGGCUGAGGAGGCUAAAGCGGAAGCUAUCUCUAAGGCCAGGGAGGAGGCGGUGGCGGCUUUUAUUGCCGACGGCUGGAAGGCCGAAGAGCAGAAGCAGUGGGUGGCCUCAGUGGUGGAGGCUUCUGCCGAUGGCUGGGUGAAGGGGUCCGGGGCCAUGUGGUUGGCGCUGAAAGGCAAAAGUUUCUUCGAAGGCGGACAGUACUUCACUCAAGCCCUGAUUUAUCGCAAGUUGGCCCGGCACCAUGGGGUGGACCCGAAAGAGUUCGACCCGGCCCCGUUUGGUCUUCCCCCUCUGCUUCCUGACCUCCAAACCCCCAUGCCCGAAGGCGAGGAGAGGCCUUUGCUCGAGGACUCAGAGAUGGACAAGCUGGCCUCGGAUGAUGAGGAAGAAGCUGAGGAUGAUGCAGCCUCGAAACUGAAGGAUGACGUCACCGGGGGGGGCCAGGCUUGAGAUUUUACUUGCCAUAUUUUGAUGUAAUAGUUGUAGGCCUCGGCCUCGGCCUUAUUUGUAAACAAACAUCCUUUG